This is a messenger RNA of Dinoponera quadriceps, 3488 nucleotides long. RefSeq names its product collagen alpha-1(III) chain-like. The transcript has 5 exons. The record is from RefSeq and is a predicted model, not a curated record. The coding region runs from base 2008 to 2802 and encodes 264 amino acids. NCBI's taxonomy places the organism in Eukaryota, Metazoa, Arthropoda, Insecta, Hymenoptera, Formicidae.
UGGGUAUGAGUUGCCUGCCCGUCUGGAAAUUGCGACACUUGAAUCAAACGAUCAGACAUUUGCCUUGGCGGGUGUGUGUUGCAACAAGCAAUGAUGUCUUCCUGAGGAGCGGAGAGAGAGAGAGCCUCCUCGAUCAAUUCGAACGCUUAUCUCGGCGAGAUCGCUCGGGAGGAAGUCGCUUAAUCGAAUCGGACUCCCCCAUUAAAUCCACGAGGCGGUGGCCGUUCGCAACAGUUCGAAUUUGAUUCUUCCUUAAACUCAGCGAGUAUCCGCGCGACAGUUCGCUGAGCUUUUGUUCGGAGCUGUUACGCCGCGAAAGGUGCGCGCGACAGCUCGUUGUUUUAUUCGGCGCCACUUUGCCCGCCGGAUAAAAUUCCGUUGCUUAAACCCCCGCUUAAUCUCCCGUUUAAUCUCAUAAUGAAAAGAUGUCAUUCCGGGAGCGAGUUUCAAAGCGAACGCGGGAUAAAGAGCAUUUCGCAUUCGUCCCGGCGCGUCCGUCCGGGCUUACCUUAAAAACCGGCGGACGAUGCAUUCGGGUCAACUCUGUGAACGACAGAAACUCCGCAAUAUUUUCCGCGAGUCUCUCUGUGAAAUAUCUCCGUCCGCUGCCUCUUUAUUUUCUACUCAACGACCGAAACAGCGACGCCAAAUACCUGAUCCGCGUUAGAACGAACGAUUAUUGGAAGUCUCCGCUCUAGCCGGGAAGCGUUUCCCUCGGUUCUCCUUAUAAAUCGCGAGUAUCUCGCGGAAUCGUGUCGAGCCGAGGCAUCGCCGUCCCGUAUCGCGAUAUUGGUGACUUUUGCGGAAUAACGAAUCGCAUAAUAAGCGCGGACGCGGUAAAACACGACGCGGAACGCGCGAUCACGCUCCUAGGAAGAUUGGCGGGCAAAUGUGGCUUAAUAAAGGAUGUACUUUUCAAGAGUGAAGGCUGAAAAUCCGUAAUGGCGGUAAUUUCCCGCGGAGCGGGGAGCGAAAUCGCGGGAAUUAACGUUGCACCAUGUGUCUUGAUUUUGCUUUAAGAAGGAGGUCAAAGAGCGCGCGCGCCGCCAGCCAACCUGCUUCCCUACCUCGUCGAAGAACCGGGUUUUCCCAGGUCGAAGGACAACCGCUCGAAGGAGCGGAACCGGCCUCAAGAUCCGACCAGAUCCACCCACGUAACUGCAUAAUAACGUUACGCUUGUAAGCCAACAGGCGCGCGAUGUAAUUUCAACGUGGACGCGAAUAUAAAUCUGGCGUCUGCGCAUGUAUUACACACCGAUGUGUUAACAACUUUUAUGAAAGUUGCAACAAUAACUGCCGUUGCGCGCGUCACGCGCGCGCGGAAUUGAUUUUUUCAAGUAUGACCUGAAAAAUCAUCCGUCGCUCUUUUUCUUUUUUCUCUUCUUUUCUUUACGUUUCCAGCAUUCCUUCAACGUGCCUCCGACGUUACAUCACGCGCGUAAAAGUCGAGGUAAUACUCCUCGGCGGGAGGUGGAAAAGUAAAAAGGUAUUCAUUCGAAGGAAGGAACACGGCGUUCCUUUAUAACGCGCAUAUUUUACGGCGCCUCUAAACGGAAUCACGGCCAUCGCGUGGGAUCUUGAAGGAAAAAAUAGCGACUCCACCGUUCGCGAUUUUUCACCACUCUAGACGUGAAAAUCGCGGGUCUCACCGAUAUUCUUGCGUUUUUCCGCACGGGAUUCGCCGGGAAUGAUUAGCGGCGUUUCUCUCUCUCUCUCUCUCUCUUUGCUUUUCUCUCGGUUUUACAAAGUGCAGUCGCGUUUUCAGGGUUCGCAUGGAAGCAAACAAAGGAGGCAAACAGUCCAUUGAUCGCGGAUGAUAAUCGUCCAAAAGGACCUCGAAGUGUAACGGUGCGUUCACCUUCUCGCCGAUUCAUAUAUAAAGGCGGGAUUCACUUUCACUCUCGUUUAGUCGGCUUCGGGUGUUAUGCGCGUCCGUACAUCCUCCUUUUCGGGCAACGACGACCGAGACGUAUCGCACCGGAAAUCACGAAUCUCGCGACGGUAACAAUGCGAGCAGCCCUUUUUAUAUUCUGCGUCGUGGUCGCGACGGCGUCCGGCGAAAAGGACGAGCCUUGGACGUGGAACGACGAUAAGCAGAAGACGAGCAAGGCAGAAGUCGGCGAGGCAAGGUAUCAAGUAUACGAGCCCGAUUUCGACGGCAUCAAUAACGGGGCAGGCUUUAGACCACAUCAUCCGGGCCCUUACGGGCCCAACGGCCGGCCGUUGGUACCGUCGUAUCCAGGCAACAAUGGCGGUAUCCUCGUUGGUCCUGGGGGACCAACCGGAAUACUCGGAAGACCUCCGCGUCUCGAUGGACCAGGUGGACACAACGGUAUCCUGGGCUCGGUGCCGUCAUGGAUCCGGGAGGAUCCCCGUUAUCGCGACUUCGACACUUGCAAGUGCAGAUACAGCUUCAACUGCCCGUCGCCAGGCUUGAAAUUCGGCCACUGCUCGAGGGAGAAGAAGUAUUGCUGCUUCAACAGCAGAAAAUUCCCAGCACUGUCGGGAGGUCAACACUACCCGUCUUACCCCGGCGCGCCGCACAAGUACGGGCCGGGCGGUUUCGCGCCGACGACGAAUUAUUACGACAAUCGGGGACCGCACGGUAAUCCAUACGGCUACCGACAUCCGUCUUUCGGUGACUAUUACUCGGGACCUUAUGGCGGUUAUGGUCAUCGUAAUGAGUUCGAGUCGUUACGGCCAUAUGGCUACGACGCGGAUCCGGACGAUUAUGAGAUCUACGGGAGGUCGUUGGGCAAGAAUCAAACGCAAGCGAGCGAGAAGCUGAGGACGGACGAGUAGGACGAGGAGCAAUGACUGUAGAUAAAAAAUCUCGUCUCGACCGAAUCGUUUCUCGAUCCGCCGUGAAGCUCGAGCGAUCGUUUCGGUCUCGGUGGAGAUGCCAAAGAUACGACAGGGAUAUAUAUCAUACGUACACGUUCGUCGAGUAAUCGUACAUGAUGCACAAUUAGAUGAGACACGACUCGAACACGAACUGUAAUCGCGUCAAUAAUUAAUUCGAGUGUGGAACAACACUCGUACUUUGUCUCAAGCGUCUAAAUUUGUACAAUGUGCACAUCGUUCUUUCUCCAGAGAAACAGAUAUAACCUUCUGACGAGGUCUCGCAGAAAUAAGAAAAUAAAUAAAAAAUAUCUCGAAGGCAACAUCGAAACGUCAGUAUAAUGUGUAACACGUUUCUCACUUUUCUCGCUUUUUAUUUGUGCAAUUCCGAUCGAUUGUACUGUUUCCCGUACAUUCACUCUGUUACCGUUUCUUCGAAACGCUAACGGGUUAUCCCUUAAAAUAAGGAGCCAUUUAAUAAUUACGUCACGCUAAAUUUGGUAUUUUUACUCUCCCCUUCCCUUCCCUUCGACACAAUUUCGUAACAAAGUAUGUGCAAUAUUACGUGACAUGUGGAAUACAUAGAAUGAAAAAAUAGUUUACAACCGUAUUGUGAGUAAUAAUUAUCAGACUGCUACUAUCUUUUU